ACAGAACCUGCCGAAGUUCAACGUUUUCGACCCAUCCUUCCACAACUCACAGUUACAGGAAAUAGCAUAAUUCUCAAAGAUGAAAGGACCAUCCUUCCGACUAAGCUCCAAGAAAAAGCUAUCCAGAUUGCACACAAGGGAGCCCAUCCUGGACAGGAGGGGUUGAAGCGACGGCUUAGAUAUCAUUUCUUCUUCCACGGCAUGGAUAAGAAGGUGGAAGAGUUUGUAAAGUCAUGCAGUGACUGCAAUGUAUUUGUGGAUAAGAAGACGAAGGAGCCGAUCAAACCACACCGAGUACCAGAGAAGUGUUGGGAAACAGUUGCAGUGGAUUUAUUCGGACCAAUGCCAUCAUCUAAACAUGUGGUGGUAGUAUAA
Molecule: messenger RNA, 375 nt
Organism: Paramuricea clavata
Lineage: Eukaryota; Metazoa; Cnidaria; Anthozoa; Malacalcyonacea; Plexauridae
Source: the annotation of a GenBank genome assembly